CCUCCUGCCCCGUCUGCAGGCUUACCACUCAACUUUAAUGGACUCCGAUACCAAGCUAAUUGGGAAUAUGGCGCUGUUACCCAUCAGAAGCCAGUUCAAAGGCCCAGCGCCUCGGGAAACCAAGGACACAGACAUUAUAGAUGAAGCCAUCUACUACUUCAAAGCUAAUGUUUUCUUCAAAAAUUAUGAAAUUAAGAACGAGGCUGACAGAACGCUGAUCUACGUAACCCUCUACAUCUCUGAGUGCUUGAAAAAGCUGCAAAAGUGUAACUCCAAAGGCCAAGGAGAGAAAGAAAUGUACACACUAGGAAUCACUAACUUCCCAAUCCCUGGGGAGCCUGGCUUUCCGCUUAAUGCCAUUUACGCCAAACCUGCCAACAAGCAGGAGGAAGAGGUGAUGAGGGCCUACCUGCAGCAGCUGAGGCAAGAAACUGGUCUUCGCCUUUGCGAAAAAGUAUUUGAUCCUCAAAGUGACAAGCCUAGUAAGUGGUGGAUCUGCUUUGUGAAGAGACAGUUCAUGAACAAGAGUCUGUCAGGUCCUGGGCAGUGAAGAGGCAAAGUAGCAACAACAUUCAACAUUUCCACAACAAGGUGUAUUUUGCCUUUGUUUUGGAUACAUUUUGUACCAAGGAAGAAUUAAGUGCUUAUGAAGAAAAAAAAAAAAGAAAUGAAAAAAACCCCACAAACUAGUCAAUGAGGGAUAAAGGGAGAGUGAGCAAAAAGAUAAUUUGUGUAAGCAAGUAUUAUUAAGCUGGUGCUUAAUAAGUGAUUUCUAACGUGCUGUUUCAGAUGCAAGCUGCUUUAUUAUCAGUGGCUACAGCUAGCAUUUAAAACAGGGCUUAUUUAAGACACGAAAGGGGCUUGCCUGUGGGGCAGGGGGAGCUGUGUGAUUGCUCUACUGGCUAGAGUCUUGGUAUCGUAUAUCCACGGAAAACGUACCUCUAGUGCUGUGAUGUCAAGUGCAGUGAUUUUUACCUUGUUUUCAAUAAACUUGGCUUGUAAUUAA
Messenger RNA from Egretta garzetta (little egret), 1006 nucleotides. It is a transcript of the gene ARPC3, whose product is annotated as actin related protein 2/3 complex subunit 3. Gene Ontology annotation, biological process: Arp2/3 complex-mediated actin nucleation; regulation of actin filament polymerization. Gene Ontology annotation, molecular function: actin filament binding. The record is from RefSeq and is a predicted model, not a curated record. Gene Ontology annotation, cellular component: Arp2/3 protein complex; cytoskeleton. Lineage: Eukaryota; Metazoa; Chordata; Aves; Pelecaniformes; Ardeidae. The coding region runs from base 38 to 550 and encodes 170 amino acids. The transcript has 6 exons.